Molecule: messenger RNA, 881 nt
Organism: Mucor mucedo
Lineage: Eukaryota; Fungi; Mucoromycota; Mucoromycetes; Mucorales; Mucoraceae
Exons: 3
Coding region: 17-769 (250 amino acids)
Source: RefSeq, a predicted model, not a curated record
UAAACACACAAUUACAAUGAAUACACCAUUUACUGGUAGAGGAAAAGCAUGGGUUGGAGCUAAUCCCAGUCGACAGUUGGACGGACUUUCGCAGCCUCUGACACGUAAUUUACAAGACAUGGAUCAAAAAGAACUUUUGGCACUUCAUGAAAAGACAAGUGCCAUGUUGAAUAAUCCUACACUUCAUUUACCCGACGGUGGAGCCAAGUUAAGGGCUAAAAUCGAACAAAUUAAUGCGAUUUUAAACAAUGAGAACACGGCGACCAACAGUAUUACAAAUAAGGUAUCAGGUUUAUCAUUAAAUGAAAAGUUGGAUAUCCGUAAAGAGACCAUUGUUAGAUCAAAUCAAGUGCAAGACGUUCAUGCGCACAACUUAUUGCGAGCACACGAUGCCGAUGAACAACAUGCCAGAACAGCACGUAUGAUGAGUCUCGAGGAAUCCAUGAAAUUACAGGAAAUGCAACAAAAUGAUAUCAAAUUGGCCAACAUGAACAAGCGUAUGGAAUCAGUGAGAGGAAGUGUACCAAGUAAAAGCUUAGCGGAUGAUUUAAGUCUGACUAUGGGUGGUUUACAGUUGGAUCCAGAAACACGUAUUCCUCGUCCAGAUGAUGACGGUCCCAGUGAUGAUGAGGGAGAUGAUAUGGAUUCAGACGAUUCAGCUGAUUUCGAAGGUCAAAACUAUCAAAGAUUCGAAGAUGAAGGAUUCGAAGAAGAUGAUGAAGAGUUUGAUGAUGGACAAUUGCAUAACAACAAUAAUCGCAGAGUAUAAAACCUGUCAUAGUGGAGUAUGAAUUUUUUUUUUUUUUUUUUUUUUUUGGGUGGAAAUACCGCUGGAUCCCAUCUAAAAGGCAGAAAAAAUAAAAAUCUACAUAUCUCCUCCG